AUAAGUUUACAUUCUUAAGGUUUCAUUUGCAUAUCUUGUAGUUAAUGUAACCUCUCUGGAGUCACAAAUACAUUCAUUGGUUUCUUGUAUAUUACAGUGUUUCAGUUCCAUAUACAGUAAACCACUAAGAAGUUGUGUGCAUGCCCUUAUGUCACUUAUGCAUAAAGAAAUGCAAUAAAUAAAUUAAUUAAAUAAAUGUACUAUCACACUGUUUACAGCUGUACUGUUAAUGCUUCGUAUUUGUUUUGUUUUGAGCUGCAGUUCGUGUACUGUGGAGUGAUUGAGAAGUCAUACAACUUAUAGCGUGUCUGCUUUUCAUACAAAAAGAUAACCAGAAAACUACAUGAAUCAUAUAAAUUUGACAUUCAUCUUAAAUAUAUGUAUAUAAAAUAUGCAAUGUUUUGGAAGGUGGAUUUAUAUAUGUUACCAAGUGUAAGUGUGGGAAAGGUUCCUAAUCAGGGUCAUUAGAAGGAACUAGUUUUGAUCACUGGGUUCAUAAUCAGCCCAGAUGACUAGGAUCCUUUCUCCCACUCUCACCUGGUAAUGGAAGUGUGUCCUGCUUCCAAAAUGUAGCGUAUUUCAAAUAUACCUGAAAGAUGAGGGACAGUGUCUGAACACAGUAUGUACAUAAUUGAUAGACCAAUAUCACAAAACUGACAGUUACAUGGUUACGUGCAGCAACACUGAAACAGUUAAAUACAUGGUGACUGCUUGGCUUUGUGCCACCUACCACCUGUGUUUAAGCAGAAUAGUAAUGACUUGUGUCACUUUUCGUUCACUCUGCAGAAGACUAUAUAUGUGGGGUACACACAGAUGCUAAAAAUGAAGGUGAGACUUUCAUAUGUUAUGCAUGAUAUAUACUGGAGCCUCUGGGAAGUUCCUUGGAGUGUCUUGAAUAUCAAGAAACCUUGUUUCCUCUAUGAAAUUUAUAAAAAUUAUAAUCUGGAUUUCAGGGUUUCAUAUAAGUGAUCAGUGACAUGACACCGAAUAGGAGGAGCCUACUUCCUCCAUCCCCUUCUACCCUGAAGAUGGAAGCAGCAGGUUCUUCUGAAACACUGAUAACCUUUCACAACACUGUAUGACAUCACAUCCCAGAAUGCUACAAGCUAAUUUGAUAGCAGUAAAUAAUCUCUCACUUAGAACUUGAAAGUCAGCAACAUUCCAGUCCUUCAAAGCAAUUCACAAUUGUUUCUUCUUAUCCCAUGUAUGCCGAGUCAAAGGGACCACAUACUGUGGAACCAACACCAGAAUCAAGUUUGAGUGGCACUCUUCUGCAUUUAUGGGAUUGGAGGGAGAUGGAACAGUGCACUGUCAUACAAAAGUGACUACUCUUUUGAUCUCUCAACUACUUUUUGGAGAAAAUAUUAAGUUGAUGGGAUUGUUAUCUGACAUCGCCAACUGCUUAUGCAAGUGGCUGUUCUGUUUCAUGUCACUGGUACCAGGCAUCUGAGGGACAGAGGAGUUCACAUAACACUAAUUGUUCUGUGCAUAUAGGAUUAUAUCCAGUGUGAACUGGUUUUACUGAAAUGAGGUAUGUUAAAUGCCAUCAUGAUGUAUAGAUCCACUUUGUAAUCCAAGAAGCAAAAAAUAUUGUCACAUGUUUGGAAUAGGCACUUCCAUGGUAACACAACAGUGGGCCGUUGCAUAACAACGGAUGAGACGAAACUCGUUACCAGUGUAUAAAGAGCGUUCUCGAAGUAAUGGAUCGCCGAACACGUGAGACCGAACCUUGGUGAGAGGUGUCCUCUACUGAGUCCACAGAACACGUACAUAAGCCGAGAGCCACAGACAGCAACCACAUAGUUGGAACUUAGUCGCCAUACAAGACAGUUGAAAGAUAGCCGCCGCAGAAUACAGUUGAAGUGAUAACAAUUGUAAGGUAUGUAAGAUUGAGUGUCCAAUAAAGAUUCGCUGAAUCCGAGACCCACGUGAAGUUAUUUGUCGCUUGACAUACACAACACGUGACAGUAUCUUUGAAGUCUAAUAUCUAACUGGUUACCAUUACAUAAAGAGAUGCAAACAAAUUCGUUACAGGCUAUUUAUAUUGCAGUUAAUAUUACAGUUUAUCAUGCAUCCUGUGUGAAACCCAGGAGUGAGGGUUUUCAUUCAUCUCUUCCUAUUUGCAUCUAUUUUGAACAAAAGUUGCUAUGACCUCAUAUCAGUCUGAAAACAGUGAAUGCCCACACUCGAAAUAGUGCACCAGUAAGAAGUAACUGAUAUACAUGGGGGAUGUGGAGAAAUGAAGAGUGAUACUAACUUCCAAUUAAUUACAAAAUAUGAAUCUGAAUGGAGAAGAAAAUGGAAGGUUUGUUAUGUGAUGCCUGUAAUGGGGAACUGGUCUUAAGUACACAGAAGAAUGAAUAAAAUCUAAAAUUCCACCAAGUUUAACAAUUUUUAAUAAAUAAAAUUGCAUCUUUUGCUGCCUUACAUGUUUUGGCCCUAAGUGACCAUCUUCAAGAGGUGAACCAAUCAUGUGUGAAAGGAGUACUUUGCUAUAGGCAGCAUAAACAUUCAGUUCAUCAUUAUAUCGUCAAUAUUGCCGUGAACUGCACAACAAAAGGCAUUCAUUACGCACCCAUAAAGAUGAAAAAGUGACCUACAACUACAGGAUUUAAUGAACUCUUAUGCUGCUUGCAACUGAAAAAUUACUAUGAAUGCUGUUAUUGCACCUUACUUCUAUCAACACACCACAGGUACUGUAUUUAUUUUAACUACACAGUUUUAAUUCUGAUUAACCAUCACUAGUACUAACUACAUCUGUCCCUUCAACAAGUGUCAAGGAUAACUAAGGGUGUAAUGAAGACUAAUGUAAAGUAUUUCUAAUCAUAUUGUCAGUUCACCUCUGGAAGGUGGCACUUAGAAGCAAAGCAAGUGAAGCAGCAAAAGAUUUUUAUGUGUUUGCUAAAAACUGUUACACAUGAUGGAAUUUCAGAUUUUAUGCAUUACUGAAGCAUAACAGUCAGGAUGUCCUGUAUAAAGGUAUGUAGGAUUAUUCCUGUUGCUGAUAUUACACUUGGUUUAAACUUUUAAAGUACACUGGUAACCAUAUACCAUCUGCUUUAACACUGAAAUAUCUCCAUUUUUGCCUCAGAGCAUAUUUAUAUGUUUCAUAUCAUUCUUGCAGUAAAUAAUAAUUAUUCCCCUAAACAUUAAAUGGUUGGUCUAUGUGAAGGAGAAGUGUGUUCUCUGUGAGGUAGGAAAUGACUUUCUAAAUAUUAUUUAGUUCAGUUUCAGGUUUCAGUAGGCCAAUUAUCACCUUGUCCAGUUUCCAUGCAUUAAUAUCUUGUGCCAAAUUAACAUUUCCGUGUGUGUUUCAAAUUUUGUUAGUUCAUGGAACUUCCAAAUCACUUAGAUACUUUAUUGUACACCAACAUAUGUUCUUCUUCCAGCAUUAUUUGAUCUGUAAUCACUGCUUUGGCCCAUUGUCACGAAUAUUUUCCAUGACACUGUAUAGGUAAUAUAUGAAAUACAGUUUUAUUACGGUAAAUAAGAUUUCACAUAUCUUCUAAACUGCCAAAGGGGGGAACAUGACUCUGUAGCCGAAACAUGUUAAUUGCUUUCCCCCCCUCUUAUACCACCCCACCACAUAGUCAAAUCUACCCCCAGUGACCAGUAACGGCCCCUAGAAUUGCUCAACAUAGGGAAGGAAGUUGGAUCAAUAAACUGGGGUGAGUGAGAGAGAUGGAGAAAGUUGAUCUGGGACAUGCCUGCCACUUCAUGUGGGGAUGAAAUGAGGGUGACAAUGUAGCAUUCUGUGCAACAGGAGGAACAACGGCAUGGUUGAAAUCAACUCCAGUCAUCUGCUGGACUACAAUGACACAAUAGGUAGCAGCACUCUUUACAAUCUGAGCAAUGACAACAGUGCUUGCAACUGUUCAACAAUCACUCCAGUUCUCACCACCAGUGGUGGCCACUACAGAGUCCACCAUGGGCCAGUUCUGCUGCUGACACCUUCUGCAGAGGCUGUCAAGGCACAGCUCAAAUGGGGCUUUCUCCUGCACACAUACGGCUUUGCCUGCCUAUUCUUCAUCCUUGCAUUCUACGCGUUCUUCUCGAUUCUGAAUCUCAGGUCCCUCAUCUCAAGUCGGCCAUUCAUGUCAACAAUCAAUGGCUUCCUGUGCCUCCUUGGUGUCUCCAGGGCUGGCUGCCUGUUCAUAGACCCUUACAAUUUGCGCGAGGCUAUGCCCCGGGUGCUGGGCUCUGUGCUGUGGGAUGUUGGCAUGCCGUGCAUCACAUCAGCAUUCUGCCUCAUACAACUCGCCUUCUUGCAGCUCACUCAGUCCUGCCAACAUGGUCGUCGCAAACUGUGUGACCUCUCGCAUGGAGCCACCAUCUACAUAGUGUCCCCUUGGUCCCGUGUUGGCAAGUACAUGCUGAACCUGGGACCAGAGAAGCUGCGACGCAAGUCCUGCCUGUCACUCAUCAUCACAGCUCAUUUCAGCUUCCUCAUCGGAGCAGAUAUAGCUGUCGGCUUCCAGGAGCAGCUGAUGCUUGUGAAGUAUGUGGUUCAACUUGCAUUCCUCUGCUGGGGUAUCUUCCUCUGUUGCACAUUCCUAUAUGGAGGUUAUCGAGUUAUGGGACUGCUCUGUCGCAUGCCUGGUGGGCUCCUUCAUCGGGACCCCCCUGGUCAUCAGCGGAAGGGCAUCAUGCAGCUCGCUCUGCUGGCUCCAUAUAACAAUCUGGCAAGCUCUGUGGCAGCAGCACUAGUUCCUACGCUUCUCACACCCAAGAUCCGAAUCACUGAUGAAAACGAUCACACCUUCAGUUUUGGCAGUGACUCCAACAGCCAGCCAAUGGACAUAAGUCAGCAACAGGACACUGAAUGCUGCAGCAGCAACCCACAGCCUUCAUCACGAGGCUCAGUUCGGCCAGGGAGUCCUGACCCACGGAGAAGAAUACUACCGAGUGUACAAGUGCAUCCACCCACACCCACACCCACUAUUGUGGUGUCCCCUGGAAGCCGACGCUCCAGCCUAGCAAGUCGCAGGGGAAGUGAGUUUGAGAGCCUGGCAGGUAGCCGACGAGGCAGUGAAGCCAGCAGGCGAAGCAGUGAGAUAAGCCGACGAGGCAGUGAAGCCAGCAGGCGAGGCAGUGAAGUGAGUAGAAGAGGAAGUGAGGUCGAGCCUGGUCCAGCAGGUACAGCUCACAGCCUGGAGACCAUCGGCCGCCGGGCUGUUGGUGAGUUGGGCAGCAGGAGAGGCAGCGAGUGCAGUUGCUCCAACCUGAGCCAGCAGCUCGGGACUGAGCUCGCUCGGAGAGGCAGCAGUUGCAGCAGGAGAGGCAGUGAGUGCAGCUGCUCCAACCUGAGCCAGCAGCUUGGGACUGAGCUCGCUCGGAGAGGCAGCAGUUGCAGCAGGAUUGGUAGUGAGUGCAGCAGUUUGGGAGACAUUGCUGAGGACGAGAUCCGCAUCGUGCAGCAAGAAGAACUGCCUGUGUUGCCAGCCAGUCCAUCUGUGGGAGGAGCAGGUAGCAAGUCUCGCAAGAAGAGUUUGAGUUGGCAGCAGCAGGCCACUGCAUCAGGCAGCAAAGAACAGCAUCACAACUUGAGACAGCAGGUGGUGAGCUGCAGUGAACAGUCAGAGGAUGAGGUGACUGCUGAGACAAGCUUACUGCCUCACCAAGAAGAACAUCCUGCUGAAGAAAAAGCUGGAGAUCUGACCCUGCACUCCAUUCUCAACCACAUAGCAUAUGUAAAUAGGGCAGCACUGCCAAUCCAGCCCAACAUGGUCACAUCUCCACCCACAAGCAGGAAAAGUCAAGUGCAAAAGGUUCUCAAUGCAACGUACAUCACUGCUUUGCUCGGCCUUGUGCUGUGUGUGGCUGACAUGGGCAGGCUGUGUGGGCCAUAUGGGCUCAUGGCCCCCACCAGUAACUCAACAGGCAGGACUCCUCGAGGGGGAGACUCCUUGGACCCACUGCAACAGAAUGACGCAACAGGAUUGCGUCCCUGGCCAUGGUUCUGCUUCCAGACACUGUGCCGGGCCCUCGAGUUUGCAAUGGGCUGCGCGAUGGCUAACAUCACCAAACAGCCCGUCAACAGCCGACACCAGUCCCUGCAACAGCAGUAUGCUUAUUCAUUGAGGCUCAAGCAACAUCGGGAGUCCCUCUACAUGUGAACCAACAUCCAGUGCAUGAGGAUAUGCCGAGCGCUGGAACAAAGGACUGAGGGAACUACAUGUCAGUUAAGAUGACUGGCCUCUCGUCAAAAAUUUCAACUUUCUAUGUUGUCAGUAUGAAGCAGAGAUGAUAAUGAUUAUAUCACGACAUUCAGUUUCCACCUCAGAAACUAAUGUCAGUCACGUUGGAGCUCUCUGAGUUGGCCCUUACACCUCAGGUCUCAUGAAUAUGAAUCAGAUAUGACACAGUGAGACUUGGGAUUCUCACGGAGCCUACUCUGGGAUGUGACGCUGCCAGCUGUGGUCCUCCCUCUCCCUUCAUCCAUACCAUUACUGCCAAACUUGGUUCACCCAUUUAGACUAAAAUUGGAGGCAGGAAGGUUCUCUAAAAUGCUGAUGUCACUGCCCCCAUGAUGGAAUUAUGACAGAAAAACAGGCAGCAAACAAGAAGCUGUUUUAAGUCCAUGUAAUAUCCCUUAAACAGGCUACCACCCAAACAAAUGUUUUUCAAGAACUGUGAGACUGAGCUGCAGUGGCAGCUUACAUUCACCAUCCUCAUACAAAAUUCCAGUACCCAAGUCGCAUGUGAUCACUUAAGUAUGACCAACUUACUUAGACUUACUAAAUCCACAAAUCAAAUUAGGUUUUAAAAUUGGCACAUUCAGAGCAGUAACUGUCUUUAUUUAUAGAUUAUAGAAUAAUAAUUGUUAACGCCAUACAGUGUGAUUCAAUUUGUAGUUAUUUAUUGCCUUUACAUGUUUUGGUCAGCUGACCAUCUUCAUAAGGCAUAAGAUCAACAUCUUCAGAAACUACUAUUACAAAUUUUGUAACACACAAUUACAAGUUAUUAUAUAAGUUAUUUAUAAUUAUUUGGGUUAAAAUCUUAUUAAUAUUUAAUAUCUAAGGUCUUCAACGGGUAUGGUUUGUGUCCUUGUGCCUCUUCUGUAAAAAUGGAAUAUUGGGGUGUUAUUUGGAGUCAUCAGAAGUCCUUGAAGUGAUGACCACCUUUUUUAGCUUGUUACGGUUCUGUACCAUUGUGAUGUCUGGUUGUUUCCGUUUUGCUGUGUUUUGAGGCACUUACGCCUUCUGAAGGUCAGAUGACCAAAACAUGUAAAGGCAAUAAAUAUCUACGCAUUAAAUCACACUGGACGGUGUUAACAAUUAUUAUUCUAUAAUUUAGUUUACUAGUGUGAUGGACCAGAAUGAAUAGAGUUAAGGUGUCCUUAUACAACUUGAAGGAUGUUUAAACUUUACCAUUUAAAUCUUAUUUUCAACUAUUAGUUGGCAAUCCCUGAACAACAACCUGAUAUCGUUCUUUUUAUUGAAUAAAUUGCAACAUAUCAUAGCAAUGACUAUAGAACAGUGAUUUACAUUAACAGACUCAAUAAUGAAAAUAUAAUUUUCCUGCACAGGAAUGCCGAAAAUGCAUACACAUCUGAAACAAAGUAACAAACAACUGCCUAUGACUUUACUUGCCAUACUCACAAGAGAAGCAACAAAAGACUUUGUGAGACACAGAAACAAUAAUAAAGAAAGGCUGUAGCUCUGCGGUGUAUGUAUUAAAAAAAUGUUACUGAAGGAGUCCAACAUUUUUAGCAAGAAAUAAUGAAAUAUGGCCUCAGAUAUUUUACUGUAUUUGCUGUGCAUGCAUGUACCUGUUCUGUGCGCAGUGGGGUGUAUGGAUGUCAAGUUGCUGUCAUCACAGUCUUCUCUUGCAACUGGUCAUGAAAUGACUGGGGCAGAAGCAGCGUCAGCUUCAUUUCUCAGCACCUUCUAUGUUAAUAUUUCCAGCUGGUUUGAUUCCCUUAAUACAUUGCUGAUAGUCAGACUGGCUCAAAUGGUGGGCACAGUCUGCUAUGGUGCUCAAACUGCAACAGCCAGGCCUACAAACAUGAUAUAUACAUCAUUCCAGUGCACAUUCAACACUCACACUUCUUGAAACAAAGGUUGCCACUCUGUUUUGUUGUGUUGAUGUGGACAUAAAUAAUCUUCAGCACAUCUACCCAAGGAAAAUAUAUGCCAACUGAAGUGAAAAGUGGACCUUAUGAAAUUCUGUUAUUUCCACUGCCAGUUGACACAGUCACUCAGUAGACAAGAGAUAAUAAGUGAUAUAAGAACCAACUGCAUGAUACCUGGAAAUCAAGCAACUUGGUGCCCACACAUUAGCUGCAACAUAGCACUCAGAUGUUUAUGUGUUCUGCAGGGAUCAUGAGUGAAUGACUCGCUCAGCAUUCAACAGGCAUAUACAAAACAAUGGUUACUAUGACUUCAUCUUAGAAGCUGCUCACAAAAUAUAAAAUUAUUAGUCAAUUUUUAUAUGAGAAAUUUUUGGCUCAACUUGCUUAGUGAGAAGCAGUACUAAUCACAAAUCCACUAAGGAGGAAGGACAUUCAAGGUUCAUUUGAUCAAUAACAGUCAAACACAACAUUGUUCCUAUUUACAGUAAAAUUAACUUACACACAGGACUUUCUAAUCCACAGUACCCAGUGAACUCAAUUUUUAGCACAUGCCCUCAGAAUCUAAUAUACGGCAUAAUUUAUUUACUGAUGAAUGACUUACAGAUGGAUCUGAAAGCAGUCACUCUGGUUACGUAUGGUCACAUAACUGUACUAUGCUUCUCUUGCAAUAUUGCUCACACUCCUCUGUUAAGCCCUUCCAAUAACCCUCAAAUUAUUAGUCAGAUACCUCUGCUCACCUUGAGGAGGGGGAAAGUCAGAGAAACUAAAUAAGGAUGCCAGAUGAUGGAGUACGUGUAGAGCCAGAAUUAACUACAAACAAAUUAAAAUAAAACUUCUAAAAUCUAUUA
Molecule: messenger RNA, 8922 nt
Organism: Cryptotermes secundus
Lineage: Eukaryota; Metazoa; Arthropoda; Insecta; Blattodea; Kalotermitidae
Exons: 13
Coding region: 3777-6116 (779 amino acids)
Source: RefSeq, a predicted model, not a curated record